Molecule: messenger RNA, 870 nt
Organism: Megalops cyprinoides (Indo-Pacific tarpon)
Lineage: Eukaryota; Metazoa; Chordata; Actinopteri; Elopiformes; Megalopidae
Product: GTPase IMAP family member 4-like
Exons: 3
Coding region: 1-870 (289 amino acids)
Molecular function (GO): GTP binding
Source: RefSeq, a predicted model, not a curated record
AUGGGGGACACGACACGCUCCAGAGUCCGCUGCACUUCAGCCUCUACAUCUGAUGAGCUGAGGAUUGUGCUGGUGGGUAAGACUGGAGCAGGAAAGAGUGCAACAGGAAACACCAUCCUGGGGAAAGAGGCAUUUAAAGCAGGAUUCUCCCCAAGGUCAGUAACAAGGACCUGUGAGAAACAGGUCACAGAGCGUUCAGGCAGGAGAAUUGCUGUGGUUGAUACCCCAGGAAUCUUUGACCCAUCAUUCAAUGAAAAGGAGAUGAAAAGUGAAAUGGAGAGAUGUGUCCAGUUAUCUGUCCCAGGACCACAUGUGUUUCUGCUGGCCAUCAGGCUGGGCAGUUACACACAGGAAGACAAGGCCUCUGUGGAGUGGAUCCAAGAGAAUUUUGGAAAGGAAGCCCAUAAGUACACAAUGCUGCUGUUUACAGGAGGAGACCACCUGGAACAACCAAUGGAAGAGUUUCUCAGGCAAAGCAAGGAGCUUCAGAGCCUUAAAUGCAAAUUUCAAUAUCAUGUCUUCAACAACAAAGAGAAGAACAACAUCACUCAGGUUUCAGAGCUGUUGAAUAAGAUAGAUGUAAUAGUGGAGAGGAAUGGAGGACAAUAUUACACUAAUGAGAUGUACAAGGAAGCUCAGAGGAAGAUCAUAGAAGAGGAGAGAAAUAGACAUGAGGACAAGAGACAGACCAGGGAAGAGAAGGAGAAGGAGAUAGAAAAAAGGAAAAAAGAUCUACAAAGAGUGGAAAGAGAAAAAGUAGAGAGAAAAAGGCAGAAGGAGGAGAGACCGGGGCAAGAGCAAGAGAAAAGAUUGAGCAACAGAAAGAGAGACAGAUUAGAGAAAAUAAGAGAGAUGAAAGAGAGACAUUAA